AUGUCAUUGACCACAGCUCAUCUACACACACAUGAAACUCUGAAAAUUGAAUUUCUGACGAAUCCCUUCUCAUUCAUUCGAUCUCUACUGAGUCCUCUCUACAUUCAUCUGUUCAAAUUGUUUCUUCCAUCAGAAUUGGUUUCCACGAACAAGAAUCACCUAUCGAUUCAUUCCGAUCAAUUGUGUGAAAUUAUUUUACAACGAACACUCUCGUUCGUUCAUUAUUUUCAUGCCUCUCUUCUGAAUCGAUGGUUACACGCUGCUACAAUUGUACCGUUUUUUUGUGGUAUUUUUCUUACGAUGGGAUAUCUUGUGAAAGUAAUUUUGGGAUUGGAAUGGACAUUUCCUUUUGUGGUCGUGUGGAGUGUAUUAUUUGUGAUCUUUGCAAUGGGAAUUGAUCGAUAUGUAUCCAUGAUUUUGGUUGGUUAUUGUGUUGCCAUUUGUUAUAUCUGCCAAGUAUUGUUGACUUAUUUAGACAAGUCAAAUGCCACUACAAUUUUCAAUAGUGGACAAUUUCACGUCUUGUUGUGGGGUCUGUCUUUAUUACUUGUUGCAUUUUUAAGUCAAGUAGUAUUAGGCCAUGUCUGGAUCGAUUCAAAAAUCCCAGCCUUCUUAAUUCAAGAAGCAUUAUUAAUUACACCCAUUUACAUGAUUCUGUCAUGUGUCUUGAUGGAAAAUCCAUUUAUUCGAUAUUUACCAACAUUGAAACAAGAAAUUGAAAGCAAGGCAACGAAUGAGAAUUUCCAAAAGUUCGCAAGAAUUCAAUAA
Messenger RNA from Naegleria lovaniensis, 768 nucleotides. RefSeq lists its product as uncharacterized. The coding region runs from base 1 to 768 and encodes 255 amino acids. The record is from RefSeq and is a predicted model, not a curated record. The transcript has a single exon. NCBI's taxonomy places the organism in Eukaryota, Heterolobosea, Eutetramitea, Acrasida, Naegleriidae.